Molecule: messenger RNA, 2326 nt
Organism: Patiria miniata (bat star)
Lineage: Eukaryota; Metazoa; Echinodermata; Asteroidea; Valvatida; Asterinidae
Product: E3 ubiquitin-protein ligase TRIM39-like
Exons: 2
Coding region: 1-1800 (599 amino acids)
Molecular function (GO): zinc ion binding
Source: RefSeq, a predicted model, not a curated record
AUGGCCACGGCUCUUGAGAAGAUAAGCAACCAUCUUGAGUGUGACAUUUGCAAAGAAAAAUAUAAACGGCCCAAGGUGCUGGACUGCCAGCACAGUUUUUGCGAGAAAUGUCUGGAGCAAUACUACAAAACUACGUAUGGAGGUCAACGAAAGAUUCCUUGCCCGGUAUGUCGACGGGAGAUGGUACUUCCGGAGACACGCAUUCAAGGCCUGAAAACAAACUUCCAUUUGAUGGGAAUAGUCGAGGAGGUCUCAUUCCAAGAAAAUGAGCUUUGUUCAGUGGUCAAAACACCAGAAGAAGCAGCUACUUUGGAGGACAUUCGUCAGGGGAAGGUAACAGGGAAGCAAACACCAGAAGAAGAUGAGUCUAAAUGCCAGAAACACAUGGGGGAAGUAAAAUGGUUUUAUUGUGAGACCUGUGAAGAACUAAUCUGCCGAGCUUGUACUGUAGUAGACCACUGCAAACCAAACCAUCACUACAUUGACUCUAAAAAGGCUUCCCACAAAUACAAAAUAUCACUGAAAGCUUUGUUUGCAGAUGUCAGCACUGACAUCACAACACUUGAACAGGAUUUUGCCACUGCAUCACAAGCUCAGCAGAAAUUUACACUGAACGUCACAAAGACGGUGAAAGCUGUGAAAGACAAGGCGGAUAAAAUGAGGGCUGAGAUAACAUCUCAAGAGACAAAGAUGAUUAACAAAAUCAAACAGCUCCAGCAGGAUCGCAACAGAACAUAUCAUGAGCAUCAGAACACACUGUCAAUGAUGCUACAAAGUAAAAAACGCUCGCUACAGACAUCUCAGGAUAUCACUAACGCUGCAUCUGACAAUGACUUUUUGUCGCAAUUCCCUAUCAUCAGCAAAAACUUGAAAUCACUCAAGAGUCAAAAUCCUCCCCAGAUUGAUCCCAAGCAUUCAUAUCUGAGCUUCACCCCCGGUCAGAGAAUUGGUGACAUCAAUCUGGGUGAAAUUAAGGAAGAAGCAGUUAAGUGGGAAAUGUGUCGCGAGUUUGUUAAAACGGGUACAUUUACGAGAAAGUUGGAUGUGGUUCACGGUAUCACUGCUACUCAGCCUGGUGAGAUUGCCGUGGGAGACUUUCUGCACAAGCGAGUGGUUCUCUGCAGCAAUGAGGGUGAACGUAAGGGACUCAUUCCCCUAACAUCACGACCACAGGCAGUUGCAGCCACGCACAAUCCUGAGAAACGCUUGAUUGUGUUGGAACUUGAUAGCAAGUAUGUCAAGGUGUUCAACAUGAAGGACAACACUCUUGUUAUGCAGUUCCCAACGGUGUCUAACCAUCAAGUAGACAAGACACUUGUGGACCUACAGAGCACAGCAGUCAGGACAAAUGGAACCAUUUUAGUAGGCGACACAAGAAGGAUGGUGUGGACUGAACACAAACCCACUAAUGGUGAGAUCCUACACACCAUACCAGUACAGACUCCACCUUGGUUCCUGGCUAUUGAUGACGACACUGACAGAGUUUUCAUCAGUGGACGUGAAACAAAUCAGGUAGAUGUUGCCAAUAGCAAAGGGACUACGCUCUUCACCAUCCAGCCAACCAUUGAUGGUCAACCAGUGUUGCGCACCCAGGGUGUAUGCUGCGACAGGUCAGGUAUCUACCUUGGAGUGACGCAAUCUCGGUUUGGCACUAAUCAUAUUCACCAUUACGACCUAGAUGGCAGGUUUCUUGAUUGCCUGGCACAGGAUCUGUAUCUCCCACAGGCAAUGACAUUCACAUCGGAUGGGCAGCUGGCAGUGGAUGACUGGCAUUCAGUCAAAAUGUAUCGCAAGGUGUGAUGCCAUCCAACAUAACACUGACAACAAUGCAUGUACAGACAUGUAGCAGUUAUCAUCCCUACAGCAAAUGUUGAGGAUGAAAUUGUCCAUUCAUUUCAGCACCAAUCAGCAUUUUAAAGAAUUAAAUUCUAUACCUUUGUUUGUAUAGUUUCAAGUUAGAUUCAAAACUUUGCAUGGUAGCCAUUUCAGCUAACUGAAAAUGGUGAAAAAAUUCUCAUUGCAGUUUCGGAUUCAACAAAAAAGUAUUAAUUUGUUUGCAAUAAAUAAUCUAAUUGUAAAAUUUAAAUGUUCAAGUAGAGUUUUAAUUGUUUAACAGUUCUCCACUUUACCGGUGUGUUAUGGUCACAAGACCUUGUAAAUUCCCUUUAUGUAUUGUUCCUAAAAGUACAUGUACAUCUACUCAUUCUAUACUGUGCUAUCUGUACAUUACAUUUGUUUCAUAAAACAUCAUUCUGUUUUACUGUUAACUUCACUUUUUAAAGCCACGUAGGAUCAUUUGCAAUUACCCAGAUAAGUACCUACCGAU